Messenger RNA from Brachypodium distachyon (stiff brome), 1738 nucleotides. RefSeq names its product protein BZR1 homolog 3. Gene Ontology annotation, biological process: brassinosteroid mediated signaling pathway; DNA-templated transcription. NCBI's taxonomy places the organism in Eukaryota, Viridiplantae, Streptophyta, Magnoliopsida, Poales, Poaceae. The transcript has 2 exons. Gene Ontology annotation, molecular function: DNA-binding transcription factor activity. Bases 193 to 1260 code for a protein of 355 amino acids. The record is from RefSeq and is a predicted model, not a curated record.
GUAGCAGCAGCUGCGUUCAGACUGCUAAUUCCUCCUUCCUCUUCUUCCUUCUCACAAAUACUAAACAAACCCAGGAAACAAUCCAGCGAGAGAGAAAGCAGCGGCCGCAAGAAACAGCGAAGCAAACACAUCAAUCAAAUCCCGAGCCCCUCGCAGAUCCAGCGCCGGCGGGGGUCUCCGGCGGGCGUGCCGAUGACACACGGGGCCGGGGGAGAGAGUGGCGGCGGCGGCCUUGGGGGCACGAGGGUGCCGACGUGGAGGGAGCGGGAGAACAACCGGCGGAGGGAGCGGCGGCGCCGGGCAAUCGCCGCCAAGAUCUACACCGGCCUCAGGGCCUACGGCAACUACAACCUCCCCAAGCACUGCGACAACAACGAGGUCCUCAAGGCGCUCUGCAACGAGGCGGGGUGGGUCGUCGAGCCCGACGGCACCACUUAUCGCAAGGGAUGUAAACCACCUCCACAAGCACGCCAUGAUCCACUUGGAAGGUCUGCUUCGCCAAGCCCCUGCUCUUCAUAUCAACCUAGUCCACGGGCCUCAUACAAUCCAAGCCCUGCAUCCUCCUCCUUUCCGAGCUCUGGAUCAUCUUCGCAUAUCACUCUUGGUGGAAACAACUUGAUUGGUGGUGUCGAGGGGAGCUCCCUUAUCCCUUGGCUGAAGAAUCUUUCGUCAAAUCCUUCAUUUGCAUCCUCUUCGAAGUUCCCACAGCUUCACCAUCUCUAUUUCAAUGGAGGUUCCAUUAGUGCUCCAGUCACACCUCCAUCCAGCUCCCCAACUCAUACGCCUCGCAUCAAGACUGAUUGGGAGAACCAAAGUGUUCAGCCACCAUGGGCCGGAGCAAAUUAUACCUCUCUUCCGAACUCCACACCGCCAAGUCCUGGUCACCACAUUGCUCCAGAUCCAGCAUGGCUAGCAGGGUUCCAAAUAUCAUCUGCUGGACCCUCGUCACCAACAUACAACCUUGUUUCACAUAAUCCUUUUGGGAUUUUCAAAGAGGCUCUUGCCAGUACCUCAAGAGUGUGCACCCCUGGACAGAGCGGAACAUGUUCCCCAGUAAUGGGUGGCGCACCGACUCAUCACGAUGUUCAGAUGGCUGAUGGUGCCACGGAUGAUUUUGCCUUUGGGAGCAGCAGCAAUGGCAAUAAUGAAUCACCUGGACUGGUGAAGGCAUGGGAAGGGGAACGGAUACACGAGGAAUGUGCCUCGGACGAGCUUGAGCUGACCCUUGGGAGCUCAAUGACUCGUGGAGAUCCCUCCUGACUCCUGAUCAUACUACUACCUUAUCUGUUGUUCGCCUGGGUUUAUUCUUCAUAUUUAUUUGGGCGGUGCUCUUCUGUUUUAUCAGUUCAGGGUUUGUAGAAAGAGAGAAGGGAGUUCAGGGCACGUAUCGGGGUCCUCUGCCGAUGAUAUCCAUCCUCUUUCAAGGCUCUGGACUUAUUUUAGCUUGUGCAACUUGUUGGCUUCUUUUUAUAUUUCUUUAUUUCCUUUUUUUCUUAAGAAAUGGAAAGAUGAAAAUUGGCAAAGAAAAUGUAUGCUUGCUGGACACCUUAGGCAUGUUGAAAUUGUGGGGAUCAGUUAACAUCUAGCUGCACGUCUUGUUGCAUUCAUGUGCUCUUAUAAACAGGUUCAGCUGUCCUUGAUAUGACUGUUGUCCCUGUACUUCUGACAGAAGUGUAUGUACAUUGUACGUGGAUCAUUCAUUGGUUUGUUGUGCCUCCGCUCAUUAAAGUUUCGACAA